This is a messenger RNA of Galleria mellonella (greater wax moth), 8592 nucleotides long. RefSeq names its product phosphatidylinositol 4,5-bisphosphate 3-kinase catalytic subunit delta isoform (gene Pi3K92E). NCBI's taxonomy places the organism in Eukaryota, Metazoa, Arthropoda, Insecta, Lepidoptera, Pyralidae. Gene Ontology annotation, biological process: cell migration; phosphatidylinositol-3-phosphate biosynthetic process; phosphatidylinositol 3-kinase/protein kinase B signal transduction. Bases 320 to 3514 code for a protein of 1064 amino acids. Gene Ontology annotation, molecular function: 1-phosphatidylinositol-3-kinase activity; 1-phosphatidylinositol-4-phosphate 3-kinase activity. Gene Ontology annotation, cellular component: phosphatidylinositol 3-kinase complex; cytoplasm; plasma membrane. The transcript has 19 exons. The record is from RefSeq and is a predicted model, not a curated record.
GAAUUGCUGAGCAUCGUUUGAAAAGUCGGCCAAGUCAAAGGAAUUAUUCGCUACUAGAAAGACUCGAUAUCGCUGAGAUUUUUACCAUAAACAAAAAUUAGUUUCUCGCAAGUAAUCUCAAAUUUAUUACCCGUCUACAGUAUUUCAAUAAUUUUUAAUAUUUAAUGAAACGAUAAUUAAACAAAUUAUGUAAACGCUAUGAGAAGUUGUAUGUAGCGGCUUUGUCGCCAAUUCGUUAUGAACUCGGGUUAUCAGUGAAAGGUCAUCUUAAAAUGUUGUGAGGGUAUGUUCAUGUGAUCUAAGAGAGUAAACCAAAACGAUGGUUCCUGCACCGAGCUGCCCGUCCACUUGGGACUACUGGACGACAUCGCCGUCCGACUACGUGGAGCUGACAUGCCUCCUGCCAAAUACUAUUUACAUUCCUCUGAGAGUCAGUUGGGAUGCUACUCUUCAGGAUGUGAAAGAGGAGUUAUGGGAGAAGGCGGCACAUUAUCCCUUAUUUGGGGUGAUGCAUGAAAUGUCAGGUUAUGUGUUCCAAUUUGUCAACUCCCUGGCAGUUCUUGAGGAGGUGGAUGAUGAGAACAAAAGGCUGCGAGAUAUCAAACCAGUAUGUGGAGUGCUUAUGAUCAUAAAGAGGUCUGUGAAACCAGGAGAAUAUCUGCUGAACACACAAAUAAGCCAUUUAAUUGGAAAAGGUUUAAACGAAUUUGAUAGUCUAAGAAGUAAUGAAGUGAAUGAUUUUCGGACACAAAUGCACAAUUUAGCUGAAGAGAGUUUAUUAAGACGAAUGAAAAGUGAUUGGCAAGAGAAACUGCGGUAUCACUACCCGCCAAGACUGGCUGAUCAGCCUAUACCUACCACACUCAAGAAUCAACUCAAUAGAAAUAGUUUUAUGCUUGUCACUAGAUUUGCUAAUUCUGAGUUUUCAUCAUCUCUUUGCGUACCAUUCACACAAACACCGCAGCAGCACAUUGAGAUCAUUCUCAGAAAGCAAGCGAAGUCACUGAACAUACGCGGCGAGCAUCCACACAAUUAUGUUUUGAAAGUGUGCGGCCGCGAGGAGUAUCUAUUCGGGGAUUACCCGCUCAUACAGUUCAAAUACGUCCAGGAGAUGCUGUCUCGGGACUCCGUGCCCCAAGUCAUGACUGUCAGUGUGGACAAAUUGAGAUUUUUAAAUGCCGACCCCCAGCAGUACUAUAUACGUGAACAGAGGCGGCAGACCGCUGACUCGAAUACAAUGAAAAGACGUAAGAAUGAACUCUCCUGGGAUAUAGACAAGUUAUACUCUUGCAUGGUACUGAGUGUUGGCGGAUUGAACGUGGACCCUAAUCGUGUUGUUGAGGUAAUUUGUCAAGCUGGCGUAUUUCACGGCGGUAAGCCUUUAUGCGAGGCGCAGAAGACUCGAGCGGCGGCGGUGUCGUCGGAGGGCGUUGCGCAGUGGCAGCAGGAACUCAAGUUCCCGCUCAAGGUCUACAACAUACCGAGAAUGGCGAGACUAUGCUUUGGGAUAUAUGAAAUUGAAAUUAAUAAGACUAAGAAUAAGAAGAAGGGGAAGGACUCCGGCAAGGACUCAAUAAACCGGCUGGCGUGGGCGAACACAAUGAUAUUCGACUACAAGGAUCAACUGAGGACGGAUAAAGUGUCAUUUUUCAUGUCAACUCACGUGGCGGAUGAAACGCAGGGCGACGAUCAGCUGCUGCAUCCCCUGGGGACAGUGUUCUCCAAUUCGAAUACAGACUCGUGUAGCGCCGUUUUACAUGUGCAGUUCUCAAAUUAUGAUUGCCAAUAUCCUAUUGUAUUCCCGAAACAAGAAAUGGUAAAAGCUUAUGCGGAGCGCAUUGAGAAUGGGUCACCCGAAGUGAUGUCGCGCCUUAAGAGAGAUUUCGAGAAGCUUCGAGCGACCGCCGAAAAGGAUCCCAUGUAUGAAAUGCACGAGCAAGACAAGAAGAAUAUAUGGGCGUUGAGAAACGACUUCCGCUCACUGGCCCCGUGGUUGCUGCCGCGCCUGCUGUGCUGCGUGGAGUGGGGCGAGCGGGCGGAGGCGGCGGCGGUGGCGCGGCUGCUGGACGACUGGCCCAUCUCGCUGCCGGUCGAGUCCGCGCUCGAGUUACUCGACUACGCGUACGCGGACGCCACCGUCCGGAGCUUCGCUGUUCGGUGUCUGCAGAAGAUCAGUGACGAAGACCUCCUGUUAUAUCUAUUACAACUGGUUCAGGCGUUGAAACACGAGCCCUACCUCAUGUGCGAUUUGUCGGUGUUUUUAUUACAACGCGCGUUUAAAAACAUGAUCAUUGGUCACUAUCUCUUCUGGCAUUUAAGAUCGGAGAUGCACAUGCCGUCGGUGUCGGUGCGGUUUGGUCUACUGUUGGAGGCGUACUGCCGCGGCUGCCAAGACCACAUCAGUAUUCUGCUGCGGCAAAUCGCAUGUCUCGACAAACUCAAGUGGGUGAGCCAGAAUGUCCGCAAGAAGAAGGAAAUAUCAAAAGCGCGGGCAGCGCUGCAGCAGAAUUUGCAACAGACGCAUUGCAUCGAAACGCUCUGCGACUUCGUAUCGCCACUUAACCCGAGCUACCGCUGCAAACGGAUACAGCCGGAGAAAUGCCGCGUUAUGGACAGCAAGAUGCGCCCUCUGAUGGUGGACUUCGAGAAUAGUGACCCGUUCGGCUCAGAUAUCCGGAUCAUACUGAAGAUCGGCGACGACCUUCGUCAGGAUAUGUUCACAUUGCAAAUGCUCAGGAUAAUGGACAGGCUGUGGAAGAGUCACGGUUAUGACUUUAGGUUAAGUCCAUACAAUUGUAUUUCAAUGGAGAACGAAGUGGGUAUGAUCGAGGUGGUGGAGGACGCGGAAACGGUUGCUAAUAUACAAAAACAACCUGCCAUGUUCCAAGCCGCCUCCACAAUGUACAAAGGGACUUUGCUACAAUGGCUAAAGAAGCAGACAGAGGACGAGUGCGGGCGUCCCAACGAGGCGGCGUUCAACAAAGCAGUGGACGAGUUCACAAUGAGCUGCGCCGGCUACUGUGUCGCCACCUACGUCCUCGGUAUCGCGGACCGACACCCGGACAAUAUUAUGGUUAAGAAAAGUGGACAGCUAUUCCACAUAGACUUCGGUCAUUUCCUCGGCCACUUCAAACAGAAGUAUGGGUUUAAGCGCGAACGUGUGCCGUUCGUUCUUACGCACGAUUUUAUACACGUGAUCAACAAGGGGCAGCGGGGCUCGGGCGAUAAUGAGCCCAUCGACUUUAAGAUAUUCAAAGAGCACUGUGAUACGGCAUUCAGAAUACUCCGAAAGCAUGGCCACCUCAUCUUGUCUCUCUUCUCGAUGAUGAUCUCUACCGGCCUUCGGGAGCUGAGCUCCGAGAAGGACUUGCAGUACCUUAGAGAAACUCUCGUAAUGGAUUUAUCCGAGGAGAAAGCCAUGGAGCACUUCAGGUCGAAGUUCAGCGAGGCGAUGAAGAACUCAUGGACGACAUCGCUCAACUGGGCGUUCCAUAAUAUCGACAAAAACAACUGACAGCGGCCGGUGAGCCGGCGGCUCAAGCGGCAGCCGCCGAAACAUGCCCCACAGACGUUGUAAAACGAGCCUUACCGCUUACACCGUUACGUUCAUUUCCCAACGACGCACGCUUGGUGAAAUGAACGGCUAGUGAUGUACGUACCAGUGCUAAAGAGGUAACAGUCUGAUUAGCUCAUUUGUGCUGUCUACAACGGGAUUCGACUUAGGUUGUCGUGCACUAAAGGUACUAACUAUAGAAAUGUUUUGUGCAUUUCGUUGGUUUCUUUAAUCGUGCAAUAAAAUGUUUAUUGUAUUAGUUCCUAAAUAUAUGGUGAAUAGUAAUAGUCCAUGUCAAUACAUUUAUUAUAUUGCCGACAUGCAGGUUAUUAUGUAUAUGAUGGAGUUAUCAAAAGGGGAGUUUCAAUAACAGAAUAGAGACCAACAAUAAUAAGAGUUUGAGUUUUUGCAGAAUAUAUUAUUUGUUUUAAUGCCAUCUAUCGGUUAUUAGCACAAACACUAUAUGCGUACUAUAUUAAUGGCUCUUUUGUGAAUUCUACAAUAACCCUAAUCAACUGAUAGAUCAUUUAUUAUUUGCACCAAAUAUAUAUACAUAUCUUUAUGUACUUGUGCAUCCAAUCAAUAGCUUGAUAUUAUUUUGUUCUCAACUCUAUUAUAUUUUCUUUGGUUCCUUAUUAUUGAUUCUCUCCUAAUAUUUUGUAGUUUGUAAAUAGCAUUUUAACAAUUAAGUCUUUAGAGCACGAUUUCAUAAGGUCGAAAAUUGAAUGGUAUCGAUGUACGCGCUAAGAUUAAUAAUGGAACGACGGCUCCCGCCGCGAUGGGCUCGGCUAGUCUUGUGAGGAUAAGUGUUUUUUAUAAGAGUGGUCCCGUUCACUCGAUUCUCUCAUUAGGUUUAAUUUUACACUGCCAAAAAUAUCAAUUAAAUGAUAAGAUACAAAGUUAUAAGCUCAACAUGUCGUUAGUAUAAGCACUGAUCGAAACAUCAAAAUAUAGAUUUCGAAGUUUGAGCCGACAAAAUACUUACAUUACUUAUUUUAAAAAUGGGUAAAUUAAUUUCCUUUAAUUUCAUAUUUAAUUGUGCGUUGUUGUAUUAUAAUAAUCUGUAAAUAUUUAUAUUUUAUUUAUUUGUACAUUCUAUAUAUUAAAAUGUUAGCUACUUACAUAAGUCAAUUUAUUAUCAUUACGACUAUCAGUUAGUUAUAAAAUAUUUCAAACAUACUAACAAAUGUUAUAAAUCUAGGCUUAUUUUACAAAAUAUGUGUAUUAAAAUUUGCAAUGAAUAAUAAUUUUUAAUACAUUUUUUAUUACCUCUGCAAUACAUUGUAGUCACUAUUUGCGAGUUCUGUAUACAAAAUUAUCUAUUUUUCUAAUAUUAAAAAUUUGCUAAUAGGUCCUCUAUUUUUUGAGAUCAAUAAAAAGUAGUACUACUCAUUCUGAGUCUCUGUAAGUCCUGUUACAAUUUCCUAGGUGAUUGAAUUAAAAAGGUCAAUUGACACUAUAUUUUCCUAAGUUAUCUGUUUUAUACACAUAUUAAAAAAAAAAAAAUUGUGAGCGGGACGAGCUUGCUAAGACUGAUAGUUAUGGAUAUAAGGAAUAUGAUAUCAAGGGAAAUGUGUGCUCUCGCGGCGGGAUUAAUAGCUGUAUACAUUGUGGUCUUUGUUACGUUUUCCUAUGAAAUAAAAAAAAAAAAAAACACGAACCGAGCGAAUUAAAUUUGAAUUUUUUAUUAAUCUAAACAACCACCCUAGAGUAUGUACAGCUAUAAUUUGAGAGAUAAAACUAUUUCCUGUGAAACGUAACAAAGGUAAUGUUAAUUAUUAUAUAACCAUAGAAAUAAUACAGGGCCCUUCAUUAUUUUACUAGCGACCCAUAAUUGUCGUAAUUAAUAUAUCAAUGCCGAAAAUCAUGUGGCUAGUAAUAAUGCAUACGCGCUUUAACGAAGUGACGUCACGGAGUCGCAGUGACGUCACACAACGAUCGUCGCUUCACUCACACAAUCAUUGCAUCAAAGGGUCCACAGUUGGUACGUAAGGUUGGCGGCGGCUGAUUUGGCUGUGAUAUAGACAUGCUGCGUAUGCGCAUGUUAGGUAGUUGAGAAAUUCUAAUUUUAAUUGUUACGAAAUUUAUUAUUAUUAUUAUUGUUUCGAUGAAAUCCUUUUGUUGUUAAUUUUUUUACUGCUUAGAUGAAACGGAAAUUUUCGGUAAACGGUAGAGGUACAUGACAAGCUUAAAUUAAUAUUAAUUUUAUAUCUAUUAUAAAAGAAAGCGAAAAAAAAAAUUGUGAGGACUGGACAAAAUAUAAUUUUCAUCUCCGAUCGCUAGUUUUCAUCUUCGCGAAGUGAAGUUGCCUUUAUUUUUAUAAAAAGCGUAGAAAACGAAAUUACGCAUCGUCAUUGCUGAAACAAUGGGCGUAUAGUUUCUGUGUGAGCUGUGAGACAGAUUAAAACAUAUCACACAGCGCCAUCUACUCCCAAACUACGCGGUUGAUUAUUCUGUUUUCUACUUCUGUAAAAAUAAGUAUUAACCUCCGAUGUUGCCAACAUAAUAAUAAAUACCCUUUUAAAUGGGCUACUUCUUGCCAUAAUGUCAAUAAUACCAACCGUAUAAAACGGUCUUUACAUUUUCGCAAUGUCUUUAAUCGAAUAUUUCAGUCUUUGCAGAUUAAAAUUUUACAAAUGAUUUCAAGUGACGCCUUUAGGCCCAAAGAAACUAAAUGUUUUAUAAUGUAUAUUUAAAGCGAUUUUAGAUUAAGAAUUCGGAAAUGAAUGGUUUUUAGUGUAAAGUAAUUUUUAAGUGUCAUCUGUAUAUUAUAGAUGUGAUUAUGGUGGGUGAAAAAAUGGUUGGUUAUAUAGGAAGAGCCGCCGCCGCCAUACGCUUUGAGUAAACAUGAAAGAACUUAGCUAAUUUUUAAUAUACCCCUUAAGGUUAAUAUACGCUUUAUAUUUUCACCGCGCAUUGAAUAUUUUUGCGCUUUUUCUUCUCUGCAGUGUGCGGUAUAAUUUUAUAUAAUGUUGUAUUGGGGUGCAGUCGAUUUUGAGGCAACAUUCUUUUUCUUAUUCUUUUUUAUCUUUGGAAUUAACAAUUUAAUUACGUCUAGUAAUCUGUUAGGAUAGACUACCUAAGAAGUAUAUGUAAUAUAAUUAUAUAUAUAUAUAUAUAUAUAUAUUACAUAUACAUAUAUAUGAAUAAAUUCUAAGAAUAAAUAUUUCGCCGUUUUUAGGAUCGAGAUGACACUUUAUAAUCGAGUCUAUUAUUUAUACUUCUUAAUAUCUAUGCAUAUUUUAAUAUUGGCUAUUAUUUACUGUUGUUUGAGCCAAUUAAAUAUAUACACUGCAGAAAAAAAAAUGAAACAAUUCUCAUACUACAGAUUUGUGUAGGAAAAAAUGCGCGGUGAAAAUUUCCAAUCCGUAUAUGCCCUUCUAAAAUUACGCUACUUGCUGAUAAAUGACAUACUAAUUUGACAUUUAAUGUCAAAUCUUUACAAGAUGGCUUUACACGUUCGUUAGCAACCGAAUAUAUUUAUUUAGCGUUUGUAUUUGUAAGGGGUUUACAUUUAAUUAGAUUUAUUUAUGCAAAGUAUGAUUCAGAAGGGGUCAAUGUAAUUCAACCGUUCGACGUCGGAUAGUGAUGUUAUCCAGUGAAUAUCCGUUACAAAUUACCCUUACACAGGGUGUUACAUAUCACAAUGGUUGCCAAAUCAUCUAAUGGAGUAACGGAUGAGUUACAUUGCUGGCAACCCUAUAUUAUGUUGUGUACGACAGAGUUUUAUUUGGGAAAGGAUAGAGUAGUCGAAUCGUGAGGCGAAUAGGCUCAAUGCUGAAUUAAAUAUAAUAAUAUUAAGUAGAUAAUAUGUGCUCACCUAUUUGACUACGUCUGAAAUAAGGUUUGAUUGAUCAUAAGAAAGACGGUCGAGGUAUAAUAAUUUUGUUACACUAGCAUAUAUCGUCAUUUUAGCCGUUAACUGACCACUGCUGAGUAUAAGCUUUCCCCAUAAGGAGAGUUUUGUUAAUAGUUGUCACACUUGGCAAGCGGAUUGGUAACUGCAGUUAGGUUUUGGAGAUGUUUUAAGAGGAACGCUGCGGCUCAUCCCUCGCCGUUCCUUAGUCGCCUCUUACGACACCCACGGGAAAGAAAGGGGUGGCCUAUUCUCUAAAAGCCUAACUUCGGUUGCCAACCCGCCUGCAAAGCGUUGCAACUACUGGCAAAACUCCCCUUAUGGGGAAGUCUUAUGUCCAGCAGUGGACAGUUAACGGCUGAAAUAAUAAUAAUAAUACAGUGGAUUAAUUUAACAAAUAUCGAUUCGACUAUCUCUAUCCUUCAAUGUAAUAUUUAUAAUAGUUUUAGCAGUAUUAUAACGUUUAUUAUCAGAGUAAAUAUUGUUUUAAGUUAUUCUUCAUGCUACCUCAUGGUGUCGUGUGAACAAUACCAGAUAAUUUAUCCUCAUUUCGCGUGUCCGCUUUCUAAUUAUUUCUAUCAACAAAUAGCUAGUUAUCGACCGGUUAGAUAAACUUAGUCGAUGUAAACUCAACGGUAAAUUCUAGUGAAAUAUACAUAGGUACAUAGUGUCGAUUAAUAUGAAACAUUUGAAUGAAUAUGCCUUAUGAUAUUUUAGCGUUAAGUUGUUGCUACAGCAGUUGUGGAUAGAUAGGUAAAUUUUAUGCUAGCUGGUUUAGUGCUGAUGCUUUGCCGUAAAAUCGAAUGCCAGCCAUAUAUUGGUGUGUUUGCGGUAGGCUGUGGCUUGUUUCGUCGAUUUUGGUUUUUUGAUUUCAUCAAUAUACUCUAAACUGACUUCAAAAAAGAAGGAUGUUCUAAAUUCGUUGGAUUUUUUUUUAUAUAUUUAUCACCUCAUAACUCCGUGAGCCAUAUACUAAAUUGGGAAGUUCUUUUUCUAACUGAACGGAUAUAUUUUCUAAUUGGUCUCCUAGAAAUUUUAACAAAAUCUGUUCUGUAUUUUAUUUUUUAAAUCAAAAUACCUGGUUUAGCUCCUAUUGAAGUAAUUUUUUUUAACACAAUCUUAAAAUAUUUAUUAUUUUUUUAAACCCAUCUACAUACACAUAAUACAUAAAUACUAAAUUUUA